Molecule: messenger RNA, 6948 nt
Organism: Schistosoma intercalatum
Lineage: Eukaryota; Metazoa; Platyhelminthes; Trematoda; Strigeidida; Schistosomatidae
Source: the annotation of a GenBank genome assembly
AGGUCAAUAAACGACCUUGACUGAACUAAACUCAAUUGCACGUGAGUCGCUAUAGAUCUGACUCGACUUCAAAGUUGGGCAGAUGACAACAGACUUACCUUUAACACCUCAUAGUGUAAUGUAGUCCACCUGAAACAUGUUGCAGACUACGGUUACAAUUUAGGAAACUCCUCUCUAGAAGUAUCCCAAGUUGAAAGAGAUUUACGAGUAAUGGUACCCUACGAUUUAAAGUCUUAUGCUAACUGUGACCUAAAUGCCUUUCGAGCGAACCUUGCACUGGUAACAUUGAAGCACAUUUUUGGCCGGUUUCAUGGAACGACGUUACACACAAUCUUCAACAGUUUCAUUCGUCUCCAUUUAGAGCCAGCCGAUUUUUCUUUUUCCUCUUUUACCGAUAAUACACCUGGGUUCUUGUCUGGAGUUAUUAGCGACCCACUGCCACUAGACACGGAAGCCCGUUAAGCGAAAUCCAUUCGACAACAACCAUUUGAACCACUUGAGGACUGAGCAGUGACCUUGGCAAUUAUUUCGUCAUAUUGUCAUGGACGGUUUAUGUUUUCUUUGGUUUGUUGUUUGUUAAUGUUGAUGUUUACAGUGUGACUUAAUUGUAUGAAUUUAGUAUAUGGUUGACGGUUGUCACAAUUUACGUCUGUCGGCUGGGAAGCGAAAAUGAGAGUUUAACCAUUUAUUUGUUAUUGUAUUCAACAUUACACCGAAAAAAGUCAGUGAUGAUCAUAGAUUUGUCCAGUCCAUAGUUUUCAUCUGUUAUCUGCAAGUUCAUUUUAGUCGGAAUAAUGGGACGUGCGGACUUAGUUAUUAUCGGGCAAUUUAGCAUGUGCUCAGAUACAUAUGUACCUGACUUGGGCAAUAUAUAUGGGGGAGUGUAAUACUACACACUUAGUGCUAAGUAGUCGGGAUAGUAAGGAAUAAUUUGUGAUGGUAAUUAACAACUGGUUUCUCGGAGUAAGUGUUGGUUGUGUGGGACAUUGGUUUAUUUACGUCGAUAAGACUAUGGCACCAAGCAGCUUUGAUUAAAUGACUUUCAGAACUUUGGAUUUAUGUAAAAUGAGGGCAAAACAAGCUUUGAACAAUCGUGUUUGCAACUGACCGUCGACGUUUGAGAUUUCAUGCCUCACCUCUGUUAAAACCCGUGGCCUUGUGCGCUAUUAAUACAUGACGUAAUGAUACCACCAAUUAGAGAACAGUGACUUAUCAAUCGGACCGAUGACACGUAAACCCGUACGAGCAUUCUAGAGUCCUUGUCGGUUCUUCUUCUUGCCUAGCCCUGUCUUUUGAGUCCAGAACACCAAUCUCAGCCUCUGCGGUAUGAAUCAUGUAUUUCGAACAUACUGGGCUUAUAUCCAAACCGAACAGACCACAUUGUAUCAUAAAAUAGAAAAUAACAUUUCUACAAGAUGUAGCCAAAAGUGGCUGUGAAUGUGGGAGACUAAUUAAUAGACUGAGCAUAACUCAAGAACGGUAAAUCGCAUAAUAAUAGUUCAUGGGUCAAAAUAAAGCGUAUAAUAGGAGGAACAUGAAUAUGCAUGGUUUAGCUACUUAACAAGUAUACAAUAAAAAUAUAUGUGUCGUAUUGGUCCCUAAAGAGUUCUAAAAAGUUGUUUAUUUUCAUUGUUGUUGAAUGAUAUUCUCAGAUCCAAGGGCAACACGACUUUUUCCGUUAAUCUAGAGACGCGUAAUUGAUAGUUUCACAUAUUGGAUGAGACGGGUUAAUUAGAAAAUACAACCAGAAGCAAUUCUUUCAGUAUGUAGUGACGAUUGUUCAGUGCCUAUUGGGAUCACUAAUCGACCUAAAUUCGACAACUAUUGAAAACGUGGGAGCACUGAACAGCCGUUUCACCGCAGUGAGAAAUUGUGACCAGUGUGAGUAAUGUAUACGCAAAAGGUAGUGCAAGAUGGUCGCGCAAUGUCGCUAAUAGCUUGAAGUUAUACUUGCACAUCAUUGAACCACGACUCAGGGGUCGAGGGGUUAAGUAUUUUCUUGCUAAAACUGGGUUCUGUUUCCGGUCUCGAGGUUGUGGAUACGCACUUCAAGAGUUCUAUACUAGGACGAAACGCUCAUAUGGUGCUCCCAAGUUUUCGGUGGUUGUCUAACUUAGGUUCGUGAUUUGAAUAACAAUCCUUCCAGGUGACGCAACUUUCAUUGCUUUGUGAAAAAGUAGAAGAGAAUUACCUCAGAACCGCUACUGGCUCAUAUUGUGAGUCAUAUCUGCUAACGUCUUAACCCACUGUGUUGCACCAUCUCUCAGACCCCAACCAGGAGGUUGUGAUGGACUGAGAGAUGUCAAUCCUGUACAGAUCUCUUUCAUACCUCGGGACCAUGCCACAUAAACCAACCGCUUCUCCACUUUUUUCAAUCGGUCCAAACGUCCCAGAAAUAGAGCACAGUUUGGAUACUCGUAUCAAAUGUCCGAGCCAUCGUGGUCGAUGUUUCAGGAUGGUGAAGCCAAUUGAAGUCAUUUUGCCCGAACAUACGUUGCCAAACCUCUGCAUUAAUAACAUGGUGUUGUGUUUAUACGUAGAACGAUCUCACCAGUCACGCCACCACUAGCACUCGUACAACUAAUCAGAUACACGAACUUUCUGAUUACUUCUAAUUGUUUAUCAAUAGGACUGAGUGCAGACACAGGCGGCUGUCUAUCUUGCAAAAGUACUUGCACUUAGAAGGCCCAAAGCACAUGCCAUACCUACGAACACUGAUUGCCACCUGAUUAAGUGCUGAUUGGAUGGCUUAAAUAUCUUCGCACAGUAAGACAAUAUCAUCAUGGUUGAAGAUCGGGAAAUCUUUCUCUAGGAAAUAGUUCCACACCACCAUUACUUAUCUUCACUAGAGAUGUUUCCAGAAUGUCAUCGAUAAUGAAGUUGAGGAUGAAUAAAGAGAUUGAGCAACCCUCCUUAAUGUAACUGCUUGAACAGCAGAAGUGGUCGCAUGCUCCCACUCUGGUUGAGGUGUUUGUUCGUAUAGCGUUCAACAUGUUAAUCAACUUCUCAUGUACAGCCUUCUUUAACAGACAAUUCCAGAGUGCUAUUCUGUUUAACGAAUCAGUGGAGAGACUGGUAUCAAAAAACAAAAUGGUUGUUGGCCUGUAAUCAGCAUAGCUGUGCUUUCACAUUUGGUAGGGGAUGUAUGUAUAACCAAUGAAUUCACGACCAGAAUGAACUCCAGACUACUCCUUGCAAGUCAAUGUUUCAUGGGUCUUGGAUGAUCUGUGAACCUGGUAACUCACGGUGGUUCGGAAGUUGAAGUUUCUUUCGGACUUUGGCAUCGUCAGGUAGAACAGUCAUCACCGGCCGUUGAGAUUAAGAGUCUGAUGUUUUGAGCGGCAGACUAGAUGAACUGUCUCUUUAGGAACUCUGCUCAUCCUCCAAGACAUCGUUGGGCGCUGUUGACUAGUAUCUCGUCAGCUUUACAUUUCUUUUUUUAGCCCUACCGCCCAAACCGAAUUGGUGUAUAUGAUCACUUCCGCUCAGUCUUCAGGUCUAAAUUUGAAGUUGUUUUGCAGUCAUGUUUUGAAACGUCUCGUGUCAGUGCUUCCUGUAUACUUUUUGCGUUAUUUUUUGGGGUUUCUUGUCAUUUUGUUAUUUAGAUCAAAUUGACGGUUUGCCAAUACGGGGUUUCUUAAAUGUGUUUUUUUCAAGCCACCUAAAAAUAACGGUUUGGCGACCUUUGCAAAAUAUAUAUUGUUUACAUAAUGGACUUCACAGUACCCCGAACAUACUAUACAGAAUGGUGGAAUAUAAAUACACACCGCUGCAAUCAUAUCAACAGACCGCCUGUUAACCAGGAAAUGUAUGGCUACGGUCGUUCUUUUGUUGCCGACUGGGCUCGUACUGGUGCUGUUAGCAUAAGUCAUGUCUCCGAUAAAUUCCAGAUUGAAAGUCAAAUGUCCACGAAGCUGGUUGGUAAACUUCAAUAUUUUCAUAACCCUGUUCCUUUAUUACCAACACACUACUCAUAUUCAUUAUCAGGAACUAAUAAAUCUUCGUUUAAUUAUGAUCAACAACUCGAAGGAGAAGAAAGAGGAAAAAAUAAAAAACUGGUCGAUUCAUCUACUGUUCGGGAUUACGGUUAUGAACAGUUGUUGAACGAUUAUAUUCUAGGUGAACAGGCGUGUGCAGCAUUUUUAUGUGGUAAACUCCAAGGAUUAUUACGUGCCAAUAUUUUCAAGUUUAUGCAAAUCAGUCAUGACAUCAAUGGGAGAAAUGAUGAUGUUAUUGUCGCCGAUGCAAAAUACAAUAAUAUUUCACAUAAUUUUAUUGAACAGUUGUUUGAUAUGUCUGAAAAAGGAUUGAAUGACUGUGAUUCAGUCGAUUCACAGAAUAAAUUAAUUAAAAGAAUACAAAAAUUAAUUGUUUCAGGAACAAAAUCAACAGAUUCUUUUCCUGGAUCUUUAUUAUCGUCACUUAAUCCGAAUUCUACCUCCGGGACUGCUAUUGUUGGUAAUAACCAGCCGUCAACAAAACGACGCCGGCUAACAACAAAGCCAUCCAAAGCGACAAAGGCUACCGCUGUCGAAAUUAGUGAAGGUGUUGAUAUUAGUGCAUCUGGGAAAUCAGAACAGUUACUACCUUGUACUAUUGGUAGACUUCUCUAUCCAGCUCACUCAUCAUUGUCCUCAUCCAUAUCGUCAUCAUCGACAACAUUGUGUGGGUCAGAUAAUUUAACACUUGAAUCUGACUAUAGUAGGCUAUUAGCAUCUUUUGAUCCAUUAGUUAUCAGAUUAGCAAGUCGAAUUGUAAAUCCGAAUUAUCUCGGGAAUGGUUUAUUAUGCAAUGUAAGGGCACAUAACUAUCAGUCGUCUACAAAUCAUUCUGACAUACUUUUAUGGCAUUCACUUCAAACAAAUUCCUUCUGUAUUGGCAAAACAUCGAAUCUGUUGAAAACUAAUAUUCAUGAAUCAAAUCGUUUUUCAGUUAUUCCCAUUCCAUUGACAAAACUUUCAUCUAGAUCAUUUUGUGAGCUUGAUGCAUCUUUUAGUGAGUCAAGUGAGAAAAUCGAUAUAGUCGGUCGUUUAUUACCAACACCGGGCAGUAAGACAAAUGUUGUUCGUAUGCAAAUUAAGAUAAACGAACCGAACAUGUCUAAUUCAUGUAUUGAGAACGUUAGUUUAAUACGUAUGUCAUCAAGUAAUUAUGUUACUAGUAUAUGCAUGAGUCGAUGGAUUCCAGGGGAAUGGUGUAUGGUCGGUAAUUAUCUGGACGGAAAAAAGGAUCGUAGAGCUAGUAUUCGGUUGUAUAAUUCAGAAGAUACUCGACUUCCUAUGUGGUCUGGUCACGUAAAUCUAGGCAAUUAUAUGGAAAAUAUAACAAAGGAAAACUCAUUGUGUUUGGAAAGUAUAGCAUCAUCGUCAUAUAAACAAGAUCCGGUUCAAUCAGAUAUUGAAUCUUAUUGUACAUGUACAUCACGGAAACAUCUACUACACCAGCAUUAUCCCAAUUAUCAUUGGUUACGUGUAGGAUUUGGAAGUUAUCCGGGUGAAUUGUGUCUGACAACCACACGUCGUAUCCUAAUUUUUGACACCCGUACAGCACCAUCAUGUGCUUACCAACUGUUCAACACUUCAGAACGCUCGUCUUUAUUAAAUUCAAAUGAUCAUAUAACAUAUUCCCCACCUAAGUGGAUCGGUGAUGUAUAUGUUUUAACUGGUGGUUACUAUAGUAUGGUUCUACUGGAUAAACGUAUGCCUAAUCGAACUGUAUUACAUUGGUCUCAUAAUCUUACAAAACCGUUGGCGUAUCUUACUUGGACCGAAAUAGAUAAGCAUUAUCGUUCAACGCAUGAUAUCCCACAAUUUCUUAUUUCUAUGACUUCUCAAUACCCCGCAGAUAUGUCUACAUUUGGAUUGGAUUUCAAUUCUUUCUCAGGUCCCCAGUAUAUUGGCCCGUGUCUAUCCGGGACGCCACUAACAAGUUUGGUUUCAUCAUUUCGAUCUAAUGAUCUCUUUCAAUUCUACAAUCAAAAUUCACUGCUUAAGCGACGUUUACAAAGUUCUAUUUGCGGAAUUACAACACAUUAUUCACCAGACGAUACAAAAAAACAAUUUCAUACAUUGUUACUCACACCAUAUGGAGAUCUAUUCGAUUAUUGUGCUUAUCUGACAUCAGAUGGUAUUAAUAUUAAUGAUUAUGACAUUGUAGAGAGCUAUCAAGUCAAAAGUCAAACAAUUAUUACAAAUUGGUUAUCUGAACUUAGUUGCGAACCUGAGAAUAAACAGCAUGUUAAAAAUUCUGAAGAGAAUGCAAAGUUAUACAAACAGUCGGAGCUCAAAUAUCAUACAGGCACUUUAAACCUAAACAAUAUUGUUUCUGAACGGAGACAAAGUGUUACAAAUAAAUUGAAUAACGAGUCUAUUGGAGAGGAAAGUACCACUGAUAGUAAUACUAAUAAUAAUGAUUAUUUCACUUUGAAGCGUCGCUUAAAUACAUCAGAAUCAUUUAAUAAUAGUUCAAUGGAAUACUCAAAAUGGUUAUUAAGUGAUUUAAAAUCAAUAUGGGAUUAUGAUCAAGGUGACAAAUUAAAAUAUGAGGAUCAAAAUGCAUUAGGAUUCACUUCAAUGUUUUUUGAUAGUUUAACGGAAAAUCGUAUGCAAGAGGAAAUGAUUCAUCAAAAACUAAUUACUAACAAUGAUUUAAAUGAAUUAUUAGAUCAACGUUUAAUUAAAUUUAAAAAGUUAUAUAUUGCUAAUGCUUUUACUAAAUCUGUAGGCGAUUGUAAUGAGAGGUGGCCAUGUAUGUUGACGCCAGUAUUGCCUGAAGAAUGUGUAACAUCGUUAUUUGAAUCUGAGUACUAUACUGCCGAAGAACUUUAAAAGUCUACUUAAUGUUUCGUACAUAUUAUAUAUAAAAAUAAGAUCUCGAAGCAAUUUAUUAUAUAUAUAUAUAUAUAUGUUGUACAUAACAAAGUGAAAAUAAAUGCACUUUUUUCUCUGU